AUGGUUUAGUGGGCGGGUUAAAGCCAGGAAAAAGUUUGCUCAGCGUUGUAAGAAGAAAUGUAUGUCUGCUUAACGGAGCAAGAUGGAUGCCUGACUAAAACAUGACAGGAAGUACUUGAAGGGCAGGAGGCAUCUCCAAGGCAACACAUACACAAUUAAACAGAGUCUGUAGUAACCGUGCUAUGCAAUGUGGGCUUUCAUUUCAUUUGGUCCGCAGCUCCUGUCCUGAGGAGACUGGAGUUGUUGAAGAACCUACAUUUGAACAGUGACCCAGCUACAUGGCAAGAAUGCAGAAACAGUUAUAGCUUCUAAAUGCUUAUGGACUACUGCAGCACCAAUAUGGCAGCCCCCACAUAGAGGAACAUGGGGGUCAGAUAGAAUUUAACACAUGCCCGGAAGGAUAGCUCCUGCAGGACUUCAAGGAGCUAUGAGCAGCCAACUAUUGCCUCCAAAUCUCGUUCGCCGUCACCUUAUACAAGGAGACGUAUGUGUGAACUGUCACAGGAUACUAAACAGAGGCUGGCGCAUUUAAACUUGGGACCCUACGAAUUUAAGAAGGAAACUGAUAACAAGCCUCCAUUUAUUAUCAAACGUGCAGACACUGGUAGUCCUUGUAUAGACACAUCACCUACAUCAUAUUUCCCCAAAGAAAGUCUAAAUGUACGAGAAUGCUCCAGACUGUGCACUGGUAAUUCAUUACUUGGCAGCUACAAACCUAAAGAUUCCAAAUUUAUUAGACAUCAGUACAUAGAUGAUCUUAAGGGUUCUCUGGGCAGCUUAGAUGGCCAUCUGUUCUCAGAGCCAGCUGGCAGGAUGCUCCAUUCUACUAGAUUGUCUCAUUCAUUGUCAUCAUCUGUACCGAAACACCCACCAAACCCCAUCCUAAAGCGCUCUUCUCUAAGAGAGAGGUUUCAGUCUGAUCAGAGAGCAUCAGCAAACUGGGAGGAAAUCCACACAAGAGUCAAAAACACGAUUAGGACUCACAGUGCUAGACAACGUUUACUAUCUGAGAAGUCUGUGUCAUGGCAAGAUGAAUCCAGCAGAUGGAAUACAGUGCAUGAUGACACUUUAGGUCUCAAUGAUUUGCAGGACAGGUCUUCGUUUUAUCCAGAGACAUCGGUUCAUCUAGACAAUGGGGACUUCUGGUCAAACAGAGCAGCUUUGUAUCGAGGAAAGAGUCACAGAUCCGUGUUUGAAGAAAGCCUAGAUAAAAUAUACAAGAACAUGUACAGAAAUGCCUCUGAAGGAAAUGUAUAUAGGAAGACCCACAGUUCCUAGUACAUUUUUUUUAAAGCUAUAAAUCUGACAUGUAGGUCUAGUCUUAGAUAGAUCAAACAAAUAACCACCUUGCAUAGAAUAAAACAAUUGUUAUUUAGGAACCAAGACAUAGGGGAAAAUUAACCAGCUGAAAUGCAGGAAUGUUUGUCCUUUUCCACCCUUGAAAUAAAUCUAUACAUCCCCUUCAGCUUAGUAGGGCAUAUACUGUACAAAUGUAAUUACAGUAAAACAAUUUAUAGUUUCA
Xenopus tropicalis (tropical clawed frog) is the source of this 1522-nucleotide messenger RNA. It is a transcript of the gene spata6, whose product is annotated as spermatogenesis associated 6. Gene Ontology annotation, molecular function: myosin light chain binding. Lineage: Eukaryota; Metazoa; Chordata; Amphibia; Anura; Pipidae. Bases 487 to 1278 code for a protein of 263 amino acids. The transcript has 11 exons. Gene Ontology annotation, biological process: spermatogenesis. Gene Ontology annotation, cellular component: sperm head-tail coupling apparatus. The record is from RefSeq and is a predicted model, not a curated record.